AACGACACGCAUGACUCCAGGCUCCUGUUUAAAGUCUUUCCGGAGUGCUCGCUCUGCGCAUGCGCAUCAAAUAAUCCUGCUCAGCUCCAUCAUGGCGGCGAGGGGCCAUGUGCAAGACCCUAACGACAGAAGACUGCGACCCAUUUACGAUUACCUGGACAAUGGCAAUAACAAGAUGGCAAUCCAGCAGGCUGACAAACUGCUUAAGAAGCACAAAGAUCUUCACUGUGCGAAGGUCUUGAAGGCGAUUGGUCUGCAGCGCACCGGCAAACAGGAUGAAGCCUUCACACUGGCACAGGAAGUGGCCGUUCUCGAACCCACAGAUGACAACUCUCUGCAGGCACUGACUAUCCUCUACAGAGAAAUGCAUCGGCCCGAAUUAGUGACCAAGCUUUACGAAGCCGCUGUCCGGAAGGUUCCAACGAGCGAGGAGUACCACUCUCACCUCUUCAUGGCCUACGCUCGGGUCGGAGAGUACAAGAAAAUGCAGCAGGCUGGAAUGGCGCUGUAUAAAAUCGUCCCCAAAAACCCGUAUUACUUCUGGUCGGUCAUGAGCUUGGUGAUGCAGGCCAUCUCGGCACAAGAUGAAAAGCUCUCUCACACCAUGUUCCUGCCGUUAGCUGAACGUAUGGUGGAGAAAAUGGUUAAGGAGGAGAAAAUCGAGGCAGAAGCUGAGGUCCAGCUGUACUUCAUGAUCUUGGAGCGUUUGGGGAAAUAUGUGGAGGCGCUGGAGGUGGUUCAGGGGCCACUCGGAGAGAAGCUGACCAGUGAACUGCAGAGCCGUGAGAACAAAUGCAUGAUGCUGUAUCGCCGUCUGGAGCACUGGGCUGAGUGCAACGCUCUGUCCUGCAAGCUGCUCCUGAAAAACCCUGAUGACUGGCAGUUCUACUUGCUAUAUUUUGACUCUUUGUUCCACCUCAUUGAUCAGAGCUGGACGCCUCCACAGGAAGGAGCUCAUUGUGCAGAAGGGGAGGUGCACGCCUCCGUAGCUCAGUCCAUCAGCUUCAUGGAGGAGCGACUGGCCACAGAAGAUGCAAAGGAGUCGAAGCAUCUGAGAGGACCGUACCUGGCCCGUCUGGAGCUCAUCAGACGGCUCAGAGAGCGGAGCUGUCCUGAAGCACAACAGCUAGGUGAACCUCUUGAGCUCAUGUUCCAGUUUUUUGUGAAGUUUGGAGACAAGCCAUGUUGCAUCACGGACCUGAAGAUCUUUCUGGAUCUACUCGCACCUGACCAACAUGUGCAGUUCAUCAACAGGCUAAUGGAGGCCGUGCCGCUGGCUGCUCCAGGGGAGGAUGGUGUUGCCCUCCCGGGGGACACGCGGGCUCUGCAGAGACAUUUGUGUGUGACGCAGCUCAGCCGAUGUCUGGGUCUACAGCAUGCACUCAACACCGAGGGCAAACAGGGCCUCAUCAAAGAGCUGAAGGUGCAUUACCGGCACGGCUUACAGUUCGGGAAGUCCUGUUUAAAAACAGAGCUCCAGUUCUCAGAUAUGUACUGUCUCAUGGCGGCUCAUGUCUAUAUCGACCUGUGGAUGGAGACGGGUGAUCAGAACAUGUUGUGGCAGUGUCUGGGGAUGUUAGAAGAAGGUCUUUCCCACAGUUCCUCCAACGCUCAGUUCAAACUGCUGCUUUUGCUUCUGUACUGCCGUCUGGGGGCUUUUGAGCCGGUGGUAGAUCUUUACUCCGGCCUGGACGCCAAACACGUCCAGCACGACACCAUAGGGUAUUUAUUGACCCGCUAUGCAGAGUCUUUGGGCCAGUUUGCUGCUGCUUCCCAGUCUUGUAACUUCUCCCUCAGGUUUUUUCACUCAAACCAGAAAGAUACCUCAGAAUACAUUAUUCAAGCAUAUAAGUAUGGUGCUUUUGAGAAAAUCCCUGAGUUCAUCGCCUUCAGGAACCGACUCAAUCACUCGCUGCACUUUGCCCAGGUGCGCACAGAGAGGAUGCUGCUGGACCUCUUCCUGGAAGCUGACAUAUCAUCUCCUCUAGAAGAGAGCGUAAAAUCAAUGUCUCUAUGUCCGGAAGAGGACGACAUCCCGUGGGACACCUUAAGGGACAACCGUGACCUGACUGUCCUCGUCAGCUGGAACCCUAAAGAACGGCAGCUGACCGAGGAGCACAAGCAGCGCUCUUUAGAGGACGAGACCCUGUGGCUGAGGUUGCGGUCGCUUACUCUGCGGCUGAUUGGCUGCGUCUCCACGAUGACUCACCCGCCGGCACCACGUAACUCUGAGAAAACGACUGAAAACGGAGUGGCAGCCAAACCGUCUUCUCUACUGUCGCUGCUCUCCCAGCUUGAAAACACGCUAAACCAGGCCACACAGUUCACGGAAAAACAGCUGCAGCAUCAGUACCCAUUUCUGGGUCCCGUGUCGUCUCGGCUGGCUCAGGCUCUGUCCAGCGGUUGCUGUCAGUGUCAGCUCUCCUCUCUACAGCUCCCUCUGCACCUCCAGGAGCUCGAGACCACCGGGCUGGAUGAAUCAACAGAGCUUCAGACACAAAUAUCAAAUCUUUUCAAGUCUUUAGCAGUACAACUUCAAGAUAUGUUGGAAAAAUGUAAAGGUGAUCUAUUAGAAGUUAAAGAUGGUCAAAGCAAGACACAACCCUUUUUACUGGAGAAUCUAGUCUACUUUGUUGAAACCGUUUGUAUUGUCUUAUGGGUGUCUAAUUACUGUGGAAGUGUCCUCCGGCCCUUAAAGUCCAGUUUACAGAAGAAGAAGAAAAAGAAAAAAGAAGUCAGCGCUGUAACGCCGGCGGUGAUCUCGGCCUUCCAGGAGUUCAGCGGUAGCUUGCAGAGUCUCCUCAACCAGGCCCUGGAGCACAUCAAGAGCCAGGAGACCAGCCUGACGGCCCUGAAGCUGGGAGCCCUCAGUCUCGAGGGACAAACUCAGUCUGAGGCGGAAGGGACCUUCACGAAGACCGGCAUGGAUAAGGUGCAGAGCAGCUACCUGCGUUCGCUGCAGGAGAUCGGGGAACUGUUGAAGAAGAGAGCGGACACAUUGAAAUCCCUCAAAAUCUGAGCGCUCCAUCGAUCCUUCAUCCGAUCCGGUCCCUGACCCGCACGGCUCCACGCGACGGCGUCCUCGGUCCCUAACUCAGUCUGUGAACUCAGCUGGUGGAGAUCUCCCUCUCUUCCUUGUCUCCUCUUCCUAAUUAUCCGUCUCAUUACUCACGUACAGAUACAGGCACACUGUAAAGUUCAACAACGGCUUCAGCACAAGCAUCUGCGGUGCUCCGAGAAGCACUUUUAAGUGGAAACGUAACUUCAUAUCCCUAGCAAAACUACAUAGGCAAAUGAAUAAGCAAUUUUAGAAAUACUGCUAUAAAUUAUUGUACAUAGUGUGAAGAUAAAGAAUAUCAACCAGAACUCCUUGGCGAAUUAAAGUGAACUGCUUUGUCCUUUUGUCGAUGUCUUGCGUUAUUGUCUCUCUCACUUCCCAGCCGUAGACCUCGCGAAACCCCUCAUGACGAUUCGUAUUCACCUUACCGGUGCCACUUCGUAUCGUAAAGAAGCCACCUUCCAGACGGACACGCUCUGCCACGCGUUUACGUAGCCGUUCGCGAUGCACAGCCAGCCAAGAGCUAAAUUCGUCCCGAGGAGAUUUUGCGCAAACUUUCAGUGGGGUGGUGCGAGUAUCCGGAUGCUUUGAACGAAUGUUUUGGGUGCUUCUAUUACGAUAUUUCUUUGUAUAUUACAAAUGACUUUACUUGAGCCACAAGCGUUCGAAAUGUAGCUUUCCCGACCGUUUGUUCGGAAGCAAAUACAUCAUUGAGUGCUACUUGAAAGACAUGGUGAGGUUUGGGAAAGUUUGUGUACGUUUGUUAAAAUUUGAUUUAUCAAUCAUGUUCGGAACUAAUUUUAGUGGUGGAUGAAUGGUUUUGUCGUUGUCUGGGCCGAGUUGUUUACUUUGAACUCUAAAAAAAUUUGUUGAUUGCACUGAUGAUGUCCCUUCAAUGAUGAGGUUUUAUUAUUGUUGCAUACCAAAAACGUCUAAAUUAGCCUUGCGUUAACGUCGCAGUAGAGACUAAAGUAGGUUUUUAUACGACUGAUUUGUUGAUGUCUACCGGGAAGUGCAACUUGUUUACAAUGUUUCCGAGCGCCAUUAUGAAUCAUGUUUAUAGCGUGUUAUACGGUGUGCUGCAAUCUACGAGCUUUCACUGCUUUAUACUUGCUCGGGGAGGGAGAUGCUUUUCUCUUUUGUCAAGCUUUUUUAUUUUAAUCCAACACAACGGGAUACGGGACAAGUUGUGCAGCGAGCGGCUCUUCCGUCGCUCCGGGACUGAAGGGCUCAUUUCGCGUCCUCACCAUCACAGAGCACGAGGACGACAAGCGCUUCUGAACUGAGGAGGUCGUUUAGAGAUGUCAAGUGUGUCGGCUGAUGAAUUCUUUUGUUAGGGAAAUUGAGAAAAUACAAACAAAAACACUGGAAUGUGAAAAGGAGUUUUUUUUUUUUUUUUAAAUAAAAAGUAAAUGUUCCACA
Molecule: messenger RNA, 4480 nt
Organism: Ctenopharyngodon idella (grass carp)
Lineage: Eukaryota; Metazoa; Chordata; Actinopteri; Cypriniformes; Xenocyprididae
Gene: naa25
Product: N-alpha-acetyltransferase 25, NatB auxiliary subunit
Exons: 24
Coding region: 11-3019 (1002 amino acids)
Biological process (GO): N-terminal peptidyl-methionine acetylation
Cellular component (GO): NatB complex; cytoplasm
Molecular function (GO): protein-N-terminal amino-acid acetyltransferase activity; protein binding
Source: RefSeq, a predicted model, not a curated record